Molecule: messenger RNA, 2241 nt
Organism: Osmia lignaria (orchard mason bee)
Lineage: Eukaryota; Metazoa; Arthropoda; Insecta; Hymenoptera; Megachilidae
Source: RefSeq, a predicted model, not a curated record
CGUGCCGAAAGCACGGUUGCAGCGUGUCCGUUCGUGUUUCACUCUUAAAAAAGUGACAAUUAAAAAGGAUAUAAAUAUCGUGUACCGUGUUGAGGAAUAACACUGUUAUUGCAUCAAAUAAUUUUUAUUACGUGAAAAAUUAGGUGGUUCGUGAAUAUGAAAUUUAAAUAUUAAAUAUAAAAAUAUACAAUUGAAACUCAAUAUCUAAGAAAAUUUGAAGAAAUUUGUCGGCUGUUUUGGUAAACAACAUACAAGAGAUGUUUCAGCGUAGAAAUAAAGGAUCACGAAAGCAACGAGAAAAGCUGCAAACGCGUUGAAGCGGAGGAACGUAAAUUAGAAACAACAUCCUGAAACGAAGCUUUCAAGCUGUAGUUCACUUUUCUCAUCGGAUUCGGGGUAAUGCUUGCAAAACAGAAGCCACCUUACGACAGGAGGGCGAUAAUCGAGGAUGGAAACUGUAUGACACUCGGAAAUGCCCAAAUUGUUGAGCAGAGAUCGUCGUCGAUGGACCGGGGUUAAGCGUCAUGGCGAAUCAAACGACCAAUUACUAUGGGGACGUUUAUCAAUGGAAUAGCACCGUGUCGACGACCGAACGAAAUAUCCAGGCGGAAUAUUAUCUACCGAAUUGGACGGACCUCGUUUUAGCCGGCCUUUUCACCAUGUUAAUCAUCGUCACUAUAGUAGGCAACACACUGGUUAUCGCGGCUGUGAUAACAACUAGGCGCCUUCGAUCCGUAACUAAUUGUUUCGUAUCCAGUUUGGCCGCUGCGGAUUUAUUGGUCGGCCUGGCUGUAAUGCCACCAGCAGUAUUAUUACAGCUCACAGGUGGUACUUGGGAGUUGGGUGCGGUACUCUGCGACUCGUGGGUCUCCCUCGACAUCCUUCUAUGUACUGCCAGCAUUCUAUCGUUAUGUGCCAUAUCCAUAGACAGGUACCUAGCCGUAACUCAACCACUGAUAUACAGUCGACGACGAAGAAGCAAAAGAUUAGCUGGUCUGAUGAUCGUUGCUGUGUGGGUGUUAGCCGGUGCUAUAACCAGUCCACCUUUACUAGGAUGCUUUCCACGGGCGACAAAUCGUGACAGUAAAAAAUGCUCGUACAAUAUGGACUCCUCGUACGUGAUAUUUUCCGCUAUGGGUUCGUUUUUUUUACCCAUGCUGGUAAUGCUUUACGUUUAUGGUCGGAUAUCCUGCGUGAUCGCCAGCCGGCACAGAAACCUCGAAGCCACCGAGACCGAAAAUACUCGACCACGACGAAACGUUUUGAUCGAACGAGCGAAGAGUAUCAGGAUACGAAGAACGGAAUGUGGGACCGGAAGUGUGACAUGUGACAGAGGCACUGACGAAGUGGAACCACCGAGCAGUAGUAGCAAAAAGUCUGGAAUCGUUCGAAGUCAUCAGCAGAGCUGCAUUAACAGAGUGGCAAGGGAGACAAAAACAGCUGGCACUUUAGCAGUGGUCGUAGGUGGAUUUGUGGCCUGUUGGCUACCCUUUUUCAUUCUAUACCUGGCUACCCCUUUCGUGCCCAUGGCACCACCGGAUAUCCUGAUGCCAGCACUUACUUGGCUAGGAUGGAUUAAUUCAGCCAUAAAUCCAUUCAUCUACGCUUUCUACUCGGCUGACUUCCGGCUCGCAUUCUGGCGGCUGACGUGCCGGAAGUGCUUCAAAAAUCGAAGCAAUUUGGAGCGAAGUAAUCGUAAACUACCGACUGCAGGGACUUGGAAGAAAGAGACGUCGAGAACGUGAAGAUCGAAGACUAAAAUCACUGUGAUUUAUCUAAAAAUCCAAAUCACGUUCAUUUAAUUUAUUUCAAAUGCAUACUGUCAUUUAAUUCCUCGGUUCUUUUUUCUACCUGAAGAUUAAAACGAAUAAUUUUAUUAUUCGGACAGAUAAUCUUAAAAUUUCGCACUUUUUUCAAAUUAGACUAAAAUAUAAAAAUACGUUAUUAUCCGAGUAUUACUCACGGUACUCUUGAGUAAAAGAAGAAACAACCAAGACACUUAUUUAUCUAAAUUCUAAAUAAUUGCGGUCCUAAUUGUAAGAAAACUAUAAAACUGUGUUCUGUAAGAAGGAACAUUACAUUCGCCUCCACUCGAUAAAAAAUCACCGAUACAAAAUAAUAAUUAAUCAAUCGUAGGAAAAUAGUCUUCGUUUGUCAUUACGAUAACUUGUCUAUAUCUAUCAGCGCAUAAUUGAUCUGUAAAUGUAGAAAGUACGCAAGUAUACGGAUUUUAUAAUGUCC